Fusarium pseudograminearum CS3096 is the source of this 552-nucleotide messenger RNA. RefSeq lists its product as uncharacterized. The transcript has a single exon. The record is from RefSeq and is a predicted model, not a curated record. The coding region runs from base 1 to 552 and encodes 183 amino acids. Lineage: Eukaryota; Fungi; Ascomycota; Sordariomycetes; Hypocreales; Nectriaceae.
AUGAAACAGAUCGAGCCACCAUACAGCGGCUCUCAGUGGUCACAAUGGUCCCUACAUAACUCGGGACUAUACUACUACCGAGCUCGAUAUAUAUCGUUAGAGGACAUCUCAUCAAUACGACCUACUGGCAGGGACUGGUUUGUUCCCAAUGUCCGAGGCGGAUACAUUCAUUAUGAAUCCAGGGCCGCCAAUGAGGCCGCAACCCAGAGACCUUCGAUUCAAGUCCCAGAACUUUCGACAUGCUCUACCGCAACAACGCCAACAACCAGUGACACGCCGGCUCCCUUACCAGCAGCAUCAGGUCAAAAUAACGAGGUUGUUGCUACCAAGGCGUUGCCAGACAACAGCUUGCUGAUGAGCGGUGCUUUGCAGUCAGAAGUAGACACGACAGAAACAGUUGUGGUUAUAUCAAGUCCUACUCAACUGAAGCGGUCGUCAACAACGUCAAAAAAGCAGAAAGAGAAAAAGAAGCACGGAAAGAAGAUGGAAGUGGAUAAGAGAAAGCAGGUCAGCAAUAAGGCCAAGGUUAAUAAAUGGUUGGAUGCUUUAUGA